Ochotona princeps (American pika) is the source of this 1431-nucleotide messenger RNA. It is a transcript of the gene LIAS, whose product is annotated as lipoic acid synthetase. The record is from RefSeq and is a predicted model, not a curated record. NCBI's taxonomy places the organism in Eukaryota, Metazoa, Chordata, Mammalia, Lagomorpha, Ochotonidae. Gene Ontology annotation, biological process: lipoate biosynthetic process. Gene Ontology annotation, molecular function: lipoate synthase activity; 4 iron, 4 sulfur cluster binding. Gene Ontology annotation, cellular component: mitochondrion. Bases 28 to 1152 code for a protein of 374 amino acids. The transcript is spliced from 11 exons.
CUCGGUCCUGUCAAGGCUGGGAAGGGAAUGUCUCUACGCUGCGGAGACGCCGCCCGCACCCUGGGGCCCCGGGUUUUUGGAAGAUGUUUAUACAGCCCUGUCAGAGCAUUAAGUUCCCUGCCAGAUAAAAAGAAGGCAUUUCUGCAGAACGGACCAGACCUUCAAGAUUUCCUAUCUGGCGAUCUCGCAGAUAAGAGCACCUGGGAUGAAUAUAAAGGGAACUUGAAACGCCAGAAAGGAGAGCGGUUGAGACUGCCUCCGUGGCUGAAGACAGAGAUCCCCAUGGGGAAAAACUACAACAAACUAAAAAAUACACUGCGAAACUUAAACCUGCAUACUGUGUGUGAGGAGGCCCGGUGUCCCAACAUCGGAGAGUGCUGGGGAGGGGGCGAGUAUGCCACAGCCACAGCCACAAUCAUGCUAAUGGGUGACACAUGUACCAGAGGUUGCAGGUUUUGUUCUGUCAAGACUGCCAGAAAUCCCCCUCCGCUGGAUGCCAGCGAGCCCUACAACACUGCCAAGGCCAUCGCAGAGUGGGGCCUCGAUUACGUCGUUCUGACCUCAGUGGACCGAGAUGAUAUGCCUGACGGCGGGGCUGAACACAUUGCCAAGACUGUGUCCUACAUUAAAGAAAGGAAUCCCAAGAUCCUCGUGGAAUGUCUCACCCCUGAUUUCCGCGGAGAUCUGAAAGCGAUAGAGAAAGUUGCUCUGUCAGGAUUGGACGUGUAUGCACAUAACGUAGAAACAGUUCCGGAAUUACAGAGGAAAGUUCGAGAUCCGAGGGCGAAUUUCGACCAGUCCCUACGUGUCCUGAAACAUGCCAAGGAGGUUCAGCCUGAUGUUAUUUCUAAAACAUCUAUAAUGUUGGGUUUAGGCGAGAGUGAUGAGCAAGUGUAUGCGACCAUGAAAGCGCUCCGUGAAGCAGAUGUGGACUGUUUAACUUUAGGGCAAUAUAUGCAGCCAACAAAGCGUCACCUUAAGGUUGAAGAAUAUGUUACUCCUGAAAAGUUCAAAUACUGGGAAAAAGUAGGAAAUGAACUUGGGUUUCAUUACACUGCAAGUGGCCCCUUGGUGCGUUCUUCAUACAAAGCAGGUGAAUUUUUCCUGAAAAAUUUAGUGGCUAAAAGGAAACAAAACCCUUCUAAACUGUAAAGAAGACUUUCAGGAUCACAAAAAUUAAAAAAAAAAAAAAUUGCUUCCAGUUGGUACCAGUUAUGGAGCCAGAAUGCCUAGCCUUCAGUGGAUGGACUUCAGUUUUUUGUUUUACAAAAAAUAUCAGUAAGCCGUAUUUAUUUCGUUAUAGUAAUUCAUUUGACUUUUUAGCCUAUCUUUGUCCUAAUAAGCUCUCACUUGCUGUGAUUUAAUUAUAAAGCAUUUUAAGAAUUUUGCUAUUAGGUUAAUGUGGAAAUACAUGAAAAACUUCCUGAAGGA